AUGGCAGAGCAGCCCUGCCCGGCGCCUGCCGCCAGCCCUCCCCGGCAGGGCACGGCCCCCCACCCGGGUCCCAGAGCCAGCCUCGCACCCCCGGGGCCCCAAACCCACCCCAGGGACAAAUGGAGCAAAAAAAUGGAUUUCCUCCUCUCGGUCAUCGGAUUCGCUGUCGAUCUGGGCAACAUCUGGCGAUUCCCUUACAUCUGCUACCAAAACGGAGGGGGAGCCUUUCUCAUCCCGUACACACUGAUGGCUGUUUUCGGAGGGGUGCCCCUCUUCUACAUGGAGCUGGCCCUGGGGCAGUUCCACAGGACGGGCGCCAUCCCCAUCUGGAAGCGCAUCUGCCCCAUCUUUAAAGGCAUUGGCUUUGCCAUUUGCAUCAUUGGCCUGUAUGUCUCCUUCUACUACAACACCAUCAUCGCCUGGGCUCUCUACUACUUCUACUCAUCCUUCUCGGGCACCCUGCCCUGGGCGAGCUGCGACAACCCCUGGAACACGCCCGACUGCACCAACUACUUCGGGAGGAGCAACGUGACCUGGACCAACUUCUCCAGGUCCCCCGCCGAAGAGUUUUAUACGAGGAAGGUCCUGGAGGUCCAGAAGUCCGGGGGUCUCUAUGACAUGGGGGGAAUCCACUGGCAGCUGCUCCUCUGCCUCUUCCUCAUCUUCACCGUCGUCUACUUCAGCCUGUGGAAAGGGGUGAAAACCUCCGGGAAGCCUGCCUGUUGCUUCUCCUGCCAGGUUUGGGUUGAUGCUGCUGCGCAGAUUUUCUUCUCCUUGGGCCCUGGAUUCGGUGUCCUUCUUGCUCUCGCCAGUUACAACCAUUUCCACAACAACUGCUACCGGGACGCACUCAUCACCAGCACGGUGAACUGCCUCACCAGCUUCCUCUCGGGCUUCGUCAUCUUCACCGUGCUCGGCUACAUGGCUGAGAUGAGGGACGUGGAGGUGGAGGAUGUUGCGAGAGAUAAAGGGCCAAGCCUCCUUUUUAUCACCUACCCUGAAGCAAUCGCCAACAUGGUGGGAUCCACCUUCUUUGCCAUCAUAUUCUUCCUGAUGAUGAUAACGCUGGGGCUGGACAGCACGUUUGGGGGCUUGGAGGCUGUGAUCACAGCUGUGAUGGACGAGUACCCCCAGGUCCUGGCCGGGCGACGGGAGCUCUUUGUCCUCGGCCUUAUCACAGUCUGUUUCCUGGGCUCCCUGAGCACUCUCACCUACGGGGGAGCCUACGUGGUGAAGCUGCUGGAGGAGUUUGGUGCUGGCUGCUCAAUCCUGGCAGUGGUGCUACUGGAAACGAUAGCUGUCUCCUGGUUUUACGGGAUACAGAGGUUCUCCCACGACGUGAAAGCCAUGCUGGGCUUCACCCCAGGCAUGUUCUGGAAGGUGUGCUGGGUCGCCAUCAGCCCUGCCUUGUUAGGGUUCAUAGUCGUCAGCUCCCUCCUGGACCAGCCACCUCUGACACUCUUUGACUAUCAGUACCCGCAGUGGAGCAUCUCAGUGGGGUACCUCAUAGGAGCAUCGUCCUUCAUCUGCAUCCCCUUCUACAUGGUGUACAAGCUCGUCUGGACGCCAGGGUCUCUCAAGCAGCGCCUCGCCAUCUGUGUUCGGCCGGAGAAAACAACGCGAGACCCCCAAGCAGAGGCGGGGCCCCACCGCAGGAAGCCAAGGGCCAAACUCCUCCGGUUUGGAGGUGAAGCCCGACUCCCUGUGAAGACGGAGGCGCAGCUGCGAGUUCCGCAGCAGAGGGAUUGCUGUCCGACGGUACAAGCCGUGAACGCACCUUGCCUAGAGACGCUCACGACCUUGCUGCGCAAACCUGCCUGGUUGCUGCUGGGCAGCAUCCUCAGCGCCCUGCUGCUCACCAUCAUCCCGAUGGCCGUCUGCGUCUACAAGCCCGUCCGACGGCGGUAG
This is a messenger RNA of Pygoscelis adeliae (Adelie penguin), 1908 nucleotides long. RefSeq names its product sodium-dependent serotonin transporter-like. The transcript has 14 exons. Gene Ontology annotation, cellular component: membrane; neuron projection. The record is from RefSeq and is a predicted model, not a curated record. The coding region runs from base 1 to 1908 and encodes 635 amino acids. NCBI's taxonomy places the organism in Eukaryota, Metazoa, Chordata, Aves, Sphenisciformes, Spheniscidae. Gene Ontology annotation, molecular function: serotonin binding; serotonin:sodium:chloride symporter activity. Gene Ontology annotation, biological process: sodium ion transmembrane transport; serotonin uptake.